Molecule: messenger RNA, 684 nt
Organism: Pseudoliparis swirei
Lineage: Eukaryota; Metazoa; Chordata; Actinopteri; Perciformes; Liparidae
Gene: chchd2
Product: coiled-coil-helix-coiled-coil-helix domain containing 2
Exons: 4
Coding region: 89-562 (157 amino acids)
Biological process (GO): mitochondrion organization; positive regulation of transcription by RNA polymerase II
Cellular component (GO): nucleus; mitochondrion
Molecular function (GO): sequence-specific DNA binding
Source: RefSeq, a predicted model, not a curated record
UCCGGAUUAGAUAAAGGUCGACAUUAUAAAGUAGCCUGCGGAUCUGCGUCCCGUUUAUAACUCAGAAAUAUUACCAAGAAUUCACAAAAUGCCGAGAGGAAACAGAAGCCGGUCGUCCAGGAUGGCGCCUCCUGCCAGGGCCCAAUCACCCCCACCCAUGGCCAGGGCUGCACCCCGUCCCUCCUAUGCCCCGGCUCCAAUGCACGCUCCUCCAUCUGCUCUGGCUGCUCCGGCCGCAGCACCCAAGCAGCCCGGCAUGUUUGCCCAAAUGGCGACUACGGCCGCUGGCGUGGCGGUGGGCUCUGCGGUCGGACACACCCUCGGCCACGCUAUGACCGGAGGAGGAUCCUCGGAGCCUGCCCAGCCUGAUGUCACAUACCAGGAGCCGUACCAGCAGCAGCCGCAGUCCAUGUACCAGGAGCAGCCCCCUCAGCAGCAGCAGGGCUGCUCCUAUGAGCUCAAACAGUUCAUCGAGUGCGCCCAAAGCCAGAGCGACUACAAGCUCUGCGAGGGCUUCAGCGAGGUGCUGAAACAGUGCAAGUUCUCUAAUGGUAUGUCAUAAGACGGAGACACACCUGGAGAAUGAAGAGCGCACACAAACUGUAAUGAGCCACCAAGCUGGAUGAAGUGUUAUAACCUCCAAUAAAAUAAAUAAACAUGCUUAAUGUUGACAGCUGACUAUCA